AUGCCGGUGUGGACCCAGUUGGCCACCUAUCGGCUACUGGAUGGCCAACAGGUUCCCCUACACAGCCGCUGCGCGUACGCCACGCCGGUGUGGACCCAGUUGGCCACCUAUCGCCCACUGGAUGGACGACAGGUCCCCCAAAUAGCCGCUGCGUGGAAGCAAGUGCGUGGCUUCAGCGACGUGGGGAAAGCGUCGGUGAAGCCGUACUACCCGAAGGAGGCACCCUUGGCAGCCAACACCGUGCGUGUGCUGCUGGACAUGAGCAGCUCAUCUUCCACGGCAGGAAGGGCGGUGCUGGACUUGGUCGUGGUGCUACACGUCAGCGGCAGCAUGGGUGACUUUGGCAGGCUAGACAAGCUCUAG
Miscanthus lutarioriparius is the source of this 363-nucleotide messenger RNA. The record is from the annotation of a GenBank genome assembly. Lineage: Eukaryota; Viridiplantae; Streptophyta; Magnoliopsida; Poales; Poaceae.